GGAAGCAUCCAUAGGAUGGACCAGGGAGAACUGGAAAGAGGGCGAGGGCAAAAGGGAAGUGUGUCCUUGAUAGAAUGGCUUCUGGGAAAGCGAGUCUGCAUGCGCGGAGGCAGCUGGGGAAUGAAGUCUUAGUCCCUGCGACUUUCUGGCGCGGUUCACGCGGCUCUUCCUGCGCAAGCGCACAAAGAGACUGGGGGCAGAGAGUACCUGUUCUGAGGGGAUGCAAGACUGGCGUUUACCCCUUGGGGGCGGAGUGAAGCUGGGAACAUUUUCGGUGUGUGUCUCCCAUCGACUAGGAGAUCUUCCUCCUCCUGGCCGAAUUCUUUAGUGUAAAUCCCCAAACUGAAAUUUAAUUUUAGGCUGCCCCAGUCUUGAAGCCCCAAACGGGCUCCAACGCACCCUUUUGCUCCAGGACAAACCAGCCUAGGGCUGUCCUUUCUUCUCCGUCCCUAAAUAUCGUUGCUAAGCAUUGGACAGAUUCCCUCCCGAUCUGAUUCUGGGGCUGCCCCUCUGGCCUGACCCUCAACCUUCGCAGUGAUUUUUCCCCAUUUCCUUCUCCCUCACCUCCUGAGGAAGACUUGAAUUUGGAGCUUAAACGGACUUUACGGAGUUUAAAGGGACUAGUUAGUCCCUAAUCCGAAAGGGCUGUUCCCUCUGACCCUGACUGACCUGAAGUUGACUCCUCCCACCUCGGGGCUGCACCUUCCUCCUCCCCCACGCCUUUGGGCCUGUUCUCUUGACCCUAAGACCAACCUUGGGGCUAAUCCCCCUGACCCAGACAUUUCCUGGAGAUGACUCCUCUUACUAGAGAACUGGUCUGCUUGGAAUGUCUAGUCUGUGGGGAUCCUCCCUAUUUAAACUGGAUGGAUUUCCUAGUGACAUCUUGUCUUCCUCCAAACCAAGAGGGAAGACCUGGAGAGAAAAACUUGCCGAGGGUUCCAGAAGUCUAUGUCUAUCCUGAAUCAGGCUUCCUGGCUAGAGGCUUUGCCCUGUAAUUCCUAAGGAAGGUCCUUAUUUCCUUGUGUUUGAUCCCUUCCCUUCUUUCCCUUCUCCCCCUCCAUUCUUCUCCUUCCGGCUCUCCUCCCUAGAGAGCCUCUCCCAUCCUUGUCUAGCUGGCUAAGCCUCAUUCAUUUGUCUCCUCCACCUAGAGGAGUUACCUGGGUGGGCUCCAGGGUCAGGGACUGACAGAGAAUGGCAUUCUGGGAGGGGCUGGGGAUGCCACAGAAGUGAGCCAGCGCUGCGGGUCAGCAGAGACCUAGGACUUGAAGGCAGGAAACCCCUUUGGAGCUGAGCCCACUUUACCAGGCACUGGCAUAGGGAGACGCUCCUGAUCCCUAAAGGACAGCUGGGAGUCAGGGUUGGCAAAACCGAAGAGGAAAAGGAUCUCUCUUGGAGCUGGUAUUCUGAACCCCCUCUGAGCCCCCCAACUCUUCCUAAGAUUCCUGCACCCACUGGGCUUCCUCAGCUCCACCCUGGGCCAACCCCUCCCAGGACCUCCCCCGCCCUCCCCCAGAGGAAAAAGGAGGAGGCCCGAGGAGUUCAGCUCAGCAGACAGCUAUCCUGGUCCCAGAGUGUCACACGGGACAGGACCAACACCAAACACUUGCCUGUUUCAACAGAAGGGGCAGAUCAAACUCCUCCCUUCCUCCCUCCCUCCUUCCCUGCCAAUUCCCAGCAGCUCCAUGGACCCCCUUGAAUCUGUGGUGAAGAACCCAUACACCAGCAUUAACAUCCCCCGAGCCCACCUUCGCCCAGAUCUAGAGCAGCAGCUGGAACAAAGCCAGGACACUGCAUAUCCUGGGGCCAGGCCUAGCCCUGCACCCGCUUACUCCCUGCCAGGGGGUGGGUGGACCCAGGAAGAAGCCAAAGGAGGGUCUCAAACUCAGACCCAAGCGCCUUGGCAACAGCCAGGGAAUCCUUACUCCGGCCCACAGCAGACAGCAGGGACCACAGAGCCAGCUUACACGACAGUCCCACCCAUACGGCGAGGGGACGACAUCGCCCACCACUGCUGCUGCUGCCCCUGUUGCCAGUGUUGCCGCUGCCCCCGCUGCUGCCGUUGCCACCGGUGUUGCUGUGUAGUCUCCUAGCUCUGAACACCUACUCCAGAGGAACACCGAAGGAGCCCUCGGCCGUGAUGCAGCUGGUUUGCUGUCAUUUGAGCAUAAGGAGGCACAUAUCCCUCUGGGUGGCUCCCUCUUGGAUGGCAUCGAGUCACCUCUGGCCAAAGGAACUGGAGCUCAGGACAGAGGCCAAAAUCAUUAGGACUGAAUGCAUUUGAAAUCUUCCUAUCUUCCUUCCCAAGUCAUCAAUCAUGACAGAAUAGAGGCCUGGGCAGAAUCAGGAGCCCAGGAAUCGCAGAAUUUCUGAACUCAAAUGAACCAAAAAGAUCAUAGAGUCCAACUUGUACCUGAACAGGAUCCUGUGAUAUCCUUGAUAAAUGGAUAUAUAAUCACUACUCAAAAAUUGCCAGUGGGCAGAAGCUCACUACCUGCUACAGGAGCCCAUUCUGCCUUUAACUGAGACUGCUUUUUCAAAAGUUUUCCCUUAUAUUGAAUGGACAUAUAUCUUGCUAUAAAUUCCAUGCAUUGAUUUUAAUUCUAUCCUUUGGACCAAGUAAAAAAACCAAGUAAAUCCCUCUUCCUCAUCACAACUCUUCAGAUAUUUGAAAGCAUCUGUCAUGUCUUCUCCGUGGUAAACAUAUCUCAUUACUUGGGCUGUUCAUAGUGUAUCAUGGUUUCUAGGCCAGGCUGCCUCCUCCAACUUGUUAAUACCCUGUCUAAAAUGUGAUACCUACACAUUAGUACAUUGUUAUAAUAUUUUGAUAUGAGUCCAAGAGUGGGAGAUUUAUUGUGAGGAGUUUGUUGGAGAGGGAUGUUAGGGAAUUAGAAAACAAGAUUAGGAGAGGAAAGAUUUCUACCUAAAAUGGAGGAAAAUAUUCAAAUCUCUCUUCAGAAUUAUGGCAGCCUAACCCUGUGCGUAUUGAAAGCCUCACAGGUCUAGAGCAAGCCAUCAGCUCUGAUGAUACCCAUUACCACCCACUAUUUACCCAUUAGAAUCCUGAACCAGUGAUGAGGUUCAAUGGGAAUGAUUCCUGUCCUCACAUGGCUCAACUUGAGUCCAAUCAACUCAUACCCCACCUCCCUUGGGAUUAAGGCAGUUACAUCAAUGACCAACCAAUGUACUUCUCACUUCAGCAGUUACCCCUGUUGUUCCCUUGACAAUAAACCUAAAUAAUUUGUUCA
This is a messenger RNA of Antechinus flavipes (yellow-footed antechinus), 3245 nucleotides long. RefSeq names its product cysteine rich tail 1 (gene CYSRT1). Lineage: Eukaryota; Metazoa; Chordata; Mammalia; Dasyuromorphia; Dasyuridae. The transcript has 2 exons. The coding region runs from base 1683 to 2090 and encodes 135 amino acids. The record is from RefSeq and is a predicted model, not a curated record.